AUGACCGCCGUUCCAUCCAAGCGCCAGAAACUGGCUGCUCAAAAGCUGUUGAGCGAAGGCACGCCGACCGAAGUCUUGACGUUCGAAGCACUGUCACUCCUGGGCCAACGACAGGAACACCAACACCAACACCAACACGAAGCAGACACGGACGUAACCAAUGGCGACAGAUCAGCAGAACAAACCCCAAAUCCACAAUCAACCCAACCUCCUGAAGAGCAAUCUCAAUAUACUCCCCCUCCGCCCCAGACCGAACUAGAACUCGAAAUCGAACAGCUUUCCUCCACCGGCGACGGCCUGGCCUACUCGGCCGACAAGAACCAUGUCUACGUCGUGCCCUUCUCCAUCCCCGGAGACCGGGUUCUGGCCAAGACAUUUCCGCAAAAGCCCAAUCCUCUGUUCACGCACCUGGAUUUCAUCCAGGUCCUUCGGCCGUCUGCCCAACGUGAAGGCGUGACGCCGGGCUGCAAGUAUUUCACCGUCUGCUCCGGCUGUCAACUCCAGAUGAUGUCGUACGAGGACCAGCUGCGACACAAGAAGACGAUCGUGGAGAAGGCGUUCAAGUAUUUCUCCAACCUGGAUCCGUCGCGUAUCCCGCCCGUCGGUGAGACGGUCGGGUCGCCGCUGCAGUAUGGCUACCGCACGAAACUGACGCCGCAUUACGACAAGCCGCCCAAGGGGGCCGACGACAAGACCCUACCUGCCAUCGGGUUUGGGAUGAAGGGGACUCGCCGCGUGCUGGAUAUCGAGCAGUGUCCGAUCGGCACGCCGAUCUUGAAUGAGGGAUUCCCUAUUGAGCGCAAGAAGGUGUAUCAGACGUUUCGGAAGAGGAAGGCUGGUGCGACGAUUCUGCUGCGCGAGUCGACGUCACGGAAACCGAUCCAGUCCGAUACAGAGAAGAAUGGGAGUGAAGCUACUCGAAACGAUGAUACUAUGGCUCAGAAUAUCGGUGAUUCAGCAGCGAAUCGUGAUGCUGGUCUGACCAGCAAGCCAGAUCAGACCGUUCAGACCGAACCGAACAGCGAGUCAGUGGCAUCAAAGAACGAGGACUUGAACUCCGUGUCACGACUAGAAGCCUACAUCGCCUCUCACAAUUCGGCUCCUUCGCCCCUGACCCUACCCGCCCCCAAACCGCUCUCGGUCCGACGUCGCAGACGAAGCAGCGGUUCGCCCGAGAUCAUCUACACCUACGACACAUACAAGGACAUCAAAACAUACACGUCGACCGGGACGGACUGGACGACCGAACACGUCGGGGAAUUUGUGUUUGAGAGUCGCGCCAAUUCCUUCUUCCAGAACAACAAUUCCAUCCUGCUUUCCUUCAUCCGCUAUGUGCGGGAGAAUUGUCUGCCACGAGAGGAGGACGACACUACUAGCAAUGACAAUAACAACAGCAACAGCAAUGACACUGAGACGGCCAACAAGAAUCCUACAAUAACCUCUCCCACCACCUCUCCCAGCACUCCUUCUACCAAAACCCCACCCAUCAAAUAUCUCCUCGACGCCUACUGCGGCAGCGGCCUCUUCGCAGUAUGUCUGUCGCCGCUCUUCUCGUCCGUGCUCGGCAUCGACAUCGACGUCCAAGGCGUCGAAGCCGCGCGCCACAACGCCACCGCCAACGCCAUCCCCAACGCCGGCUUCAUCGCCGCGGACGCCGAAUACAUCUUCGCCGACGUCCCCUUUCCGCCGGACCAGACGGCCGUCGUGAUCGACCCGCCGCGCAAGGGCGCCAGUGUGGAUUUCCUCCGCCAGCUGUGUGUCUUUGGCGCCCGGCGCGUCGUCUAUGUCAGUUGCAAUGUGCACACCCAGGCGAGGGAUGUAGGCAUGUUGGUUUCGGGGUUUGAUGAAGUCAAACCCCAAGGAGGUGGAGAUGAGAAACAACCCGGAGGACAUGGGAAGAUUCUUGGUGGUGCCACCGCUAGACCUAGACCUCAAUGGAGAUACGAGAUUGAGAGUCUGAGAGGGUUCGAUUUCUUUCCACAGACGGGACAUGUCGAGGGAGUGUGUUUCUUGAAUCGGGUGCCGAAUUGA
This is a messenger RNA of Capronia coronata CBS 617.96, 2031 nucleotides long. RefSeq lists its product as uncharacterized. The record is from RefSeq and is a predicted model, not a curated record. Lineage: Eukaryota; Fungi; Ascomycota; Eurotiomycetes; Chaetothyriales; Herpotrichiellaceae. Bases 1 to 2031 code for a protein of 676 amino acids. Gene Ontology annotation, biological process: tRNA processing. The transcript has a single exon. Gene Ontology annotation, molecular function: tRNA (uracil(54)-C5)-methyltransferase activity, S-adenosyl methionine-dependent.